This is a messenger RNA of Chinchilla lanigera (long-tailed chinchilla), 10057 nucleotides long. It is a transcript of the gene Nebl, whose product is annotated as nebulette. The record is from RefSeq and is a predicted model, not a curated record. Gene Ontology annotation, biological process: cardiac muscle thin filament assembly. Bases 2059 to 5022 code for a protein of 987 amino acids. Gene Ontology annotation, molecular function: actin filament binding. Gene Ontology annotation, cellular component: Z disc. NCBI's taxonomy places the organism in Eukaryota, Metazoa, Chordata, Mammalia, Rodentia, Chinchillidae. The transcript is spliced from 34 exons.
UUCCUUGGUGACGUGGUCACCCGCUGCUGUGUGUUCCUGGGUGGGAGCAUGAGGUUGGGCGACUUGCUGUGAAAUGGAAGAUACUCAGAGUCCUUCCCCUAUGCUGGGUUCAUCAGUUACCCGGAGGCUUAAGUUAUUCUAAAUUACAGUGUCUGCUUGUUUUGAAUGGUUCUCCCCUUUAAGUUUUUGCAAAAUAAGAUUUUUAGAAUUAAGUUAAAAAAACUGAUAGUUUUUUUUGCAGUAAAUAACAUAAAAUAUAAAUAUAUGAAGUUUAGAAAUCUUAAAAAUAUCUCAUAGUGCCUAGUUACGUAUAUAUGCAGUUUAAUACUUUAAAUAUGCAUGUUGAAUCAUCUCGUGUUUGAAAUAAACAUCUAUACCUAUAGUUACUUUGGCCUUGAAAUCCAUGUCUUGCACAGUAAUGUAUUUCCCUUUUAAAAGAAAAUUGGAACUAGCAGAAGUUAAAAAUAUACUAGGUUGCAGUGUAGUACCUAUCAAAGAUAGGUAAACAGGUCAUUCUUAAUUUUUGUAACACGUGAUUAUGUUACUUCCAAAAUAUUGUGUGAAGUGUGUCAACAUGUAUUUUCCCACAACAAUGAGCUCAGUGUUAGGUAGCCAAGAGGAAAUAUGAAUGAAAAGCAAUAGCUAUGUGAUAUAAAAUUAUGAGCAAACAUGCAACACUCAUUAUUCAUGAUAAGUGUAUUUUGUGUGUCACUUACAUGGGCGCUAACAUUUGUUGAUGUGAAGUUGUAGGAUGUAGCCUUGAUUUUUAGGAGAUGUUUACUUAGUGGAUGGGUUUAUACUCCUGAUAUUUGGCUGUUAUCAUGAGACACGUUUGCAUACAGGUGUGUAUCCAGACACAUAAAAUUUUCAGACAAAAUUGUUCAACAAUUUGAGAAAAAAGUUUCCUUGUCAGAAGUUCAAAAACUGGCAUAUUUGAUGUUUAGAAAACUUAUAUGUGGAAUAGAAGGAGGCAAAAUGCACAUUUCUUUUUUCUUUUCACCCUGUUGCCUAAGCUUUAUCUAUUAUUCUUUAAGUGUGUAUUUUAUAUUAGGAAGAACGUUUUCCUUCGAAGAGAAAGAGUUGAAUUUAAUAGAUUUGUGGAGUUGUCUCUUUUUCUGCCACUUUCUAACAACUCCCUUAUCGUGAACUGGGACAGUUGUCCCCAUUUUCUUCCUCUUUAUCCUUUCCUCAAAAUCAAACGCCUUUUUUUUUUUCUUUUAAAAAUGCGAAUUAGAGAUGUGUUCUACUAGCAAUUACACUCAGUAACAGUUCCUUCUUUGAAUCACUUUCGAGUAUACUAAAAAAAUAAAAAUAAUGCUGCCCAAACAAAGGUCUACCACAAAUCUUCAGCUAUCACAGAAAUUUAUUUCAAAAAGAAGUAAACUUUUCUACAUAAGACUUCCACAUGACAGCUACCCUGAGGACUACAGCUGAUUCAAAGGAAUGUACAUUUUGUUUGAUACCAGAGGUCCUUUGCAGAUCCAUUCUUAAUAUGCAAAAUCAUCUUACAACACAGGGGGAAGAGAAAUGUCACAUGAAGAGGAAAGAAAAAAAAAGCCAAUGAGAAAAUCAUGCAUUUUACGGACUGACUGAAAUAAAAGAAAGGUUGCCUUUCCACCCAUGUCUCAGUCUAGGAAAACAGAACCUUUCUUAGGUUCUGUGAGAUGUGGCACAGCAGAGCAGGGACUAUUGUGUCCUUUCCAAAUGGGGUAGCUGGUGGCUGUUACCUGGGACAGUGCUUGGUGCCCAGCAGGUACAUGAUUUUGGGACAUACCCACAAUGAGAACACCUGGAAUGUUAAAGAAAAACUGAAAAUCUUACAGAAAUUUUUAUGCAGUAGUAAUAAUUAUGCCACAGAAUUCUGAUUUCCCUGGAUUUGGGGAGGAUCACCCAGCUAAUCAGCCAUGGGAUAAGCCACUAAGUUCUCAACCAAUGCAUUGCAUGAUUUUCUAAAAAAAUGUAUGAUUCUCUCAAAAACAUGGAUGAUUGAUCUCCCAUCAAGGACCUAGACCCAGCAAAGUGGAGAGUGGAGAUGAGGAGAUACUGCUGCUCAGGCUGAUGCAGGGGAAAAACAUGAGGGUCCCUGUAUCUGAGGAUGUAAAGGAUGAACCUGAAGAGGAAGAAACAGAAGAAGAAGAAAAUGAAGACAAGGGGUUCCUUAAGCCUGUUAUUGAAGACCUAAGCAUGGAACUGGCCAGAAAAUGCACUGAAAUCAUCAGUGACGUACAUUAUAAAGAAGAGUAUAAAAAGUCUAAGGGCAAGUGUACAUUUGUGACUGACACUCCCAUGCUCAACCAUGUAAAAAAUAUUGGUGCUUUUAUUUCUGAGAUAAAAUACAAAGGCAAGGUGAAGGCCGAGCUUCCCAACUCUCUUUACAAGCGGAUGCCGGCCACCAUUGACAGUGUCUUUGCAAGAGAAAUUUCCCAGCUUCAGAGCAAGGUCGCCUAUAAACAGAAACACGAUGCUGCCAGAGGACUCUCAGAUUAUGCCCGGAUGAAGGAGCCGCCUGAGAUCAAACACGCCAUGGAGGUCACUAAACACCAAAGUGAUAUUUCUUAUAGGAAAGGUGUACAAGACACCCACUCAUACACAGCAGAGCUCGACAGGCCGGAUAUCAAGAAGGCAACACAGAUCUCCAAGAUCAUAAGCAAUGCAGAGUACAAGAAAGGGCAAGGAAUAAUGAAUAAAGAGCCUGCUGUAAUUGGAAGACCAGAUUUUGAACAUGCCGUGGAAGCUUCUAAACUUUUUAGUCAAGUUAAAUAUAAAGAAAAAUUUGAAAACGAAAUGAAGGAUAAGAAACAUCAUUACAAUCCCCUUGAAAGUACUUCUUUUAGGCAACGUCAACUUGCGGCCGCGCUGGCGAGUGGUGUGAAUUACAAGAAAGACAUUGAAAAUAUACACGACCCGGUUUCCGAUCUCCCAAAUUUGUUGUUUUUAGACCAUGCCUUGAAAGCCAGCAAAAUACUCAGUGGACGAGAAUAUAAAAAGCUGUUCGAGGAAAACAAAGGCACGUACCAUUUUGACGCCGACGCCUCGGAACACCUGCACCAUAGAGGAGUGGCCGCACUCCAGAGUCAGGUUAAAUAUAAAGAAGAAUAUGAGAAAAAUAAGGGGAAGUCAAUGCUUGAAUUUGUUGAGACUCCAUCAUAUCAAGCUUCAAAGGAAGCUCAAAGGAUGCAAAGUGAGAAAGUUUACAAAGAGGAUUUUGAGAAGGAGAUUAAAGGAAGGUCCUCACUGGAUUUAGACAAGACUCCUGAAUUUUUACAUGUAAAGUACAUCACCAACCUUCUGAGGGAGAAAGAAUAUAAAAAAGAUUUGGAAAAUGAAAUAAAAGGGAGAGGAAUGGAGCUUAAUUCAGAAGUUCUUGAUAUUCAAAGAGCAAAACGAGCAUCUGAGAUAGCAAGUGAGCAAGAAUACAGGAAGGACCUGGAGUCAAUAAUUAAAGGGAAGGGGAUGCAAGUUGGCACCGACACCUUGGAAAUGCAGCAUGCCAUGAAAGCUGCUGAGAUAGCCAGUGAGAAAGACUACAAAAGAGACCUGGAGACUGAAGUUAAAGGAAAAGGCAUGCAGGUCAGUCCAGACACUCUCGAUGUCCAGAGAGCUAAGCGAGCAUCCGAGAUGGCCAGCCAGAAACUCUAUAAGAAAGACUUAGAAAAUGAAAUUAAGGGGAAAGGAAUGCAAGUGAACAUGGAUAUCCCAGAUAUGCUUCGAGCCAAGAGGGCAUCUGACAUCUACAGCCAGAAAAAGUAUAAAGAUGAAGCAGAGAAAAUGCUUUCUAACUAUUCCACUGUGGCAGAUACUCCUGAAAUUCAGAGGAUUAAGAUGACACAACAAAACAUUAGCAUGGUAUUUUAUAAGAAGGAAGUAGAAGCUGGCACAGCAGUAAAAGAGACUCCAGAGAUGGAACGAGUGAAGAAAAAUCAGCAAAAUAUUAGUUCACUCCAAUAUAAAGAACAAAAUUAUAAGUCCACACCGGUGAGCAUGACCCCAGAGAUAGAGAGAGUGAGGAGGAACCAAGAGCAGCUGAGUGCGGUCAAAUACAAAGAAGAGAUUAAACAGGCAACUCCCAUUUCUGACCCCCCAGAGCUGCAGAGAGUGAAAGCAAACCAGAAGAAUAUCAGCAAUGUUCAUUAUAAAGGUCAGCUGGGAAGAGCUACACCUUUAAGUGUAACUCCUGAAAUGGAAAGAGUGAAGAAGAAUCAAGAAAACAUUAGCUCGGUAAAAUAUACUCAGGACCAUAAACAGAUGAAAGGUAGACCAAGUCUGAUUCUAGAUACACCUAGUCUGAGACAUGUUAAAGAAGCACAAAAUCAUAUUUCAAUGGUAAAAUAUCAUGAAGAUUUUGAGAAGACGAAGGGGAGGGGCUUUACUCCUGUUGUGGAUGACCCUGUGACAGAGCGUGUGAGGAAGAACACCCAGGUUGUCAGCGAUGCUGCCUACAAAGGGGUCCAGCCUCAUGUGGUGGAGAUGGACAGGAGACCCGGAAUCAUUGUUGACCUCAAAGUUUGGCGCACGGAUCCCGGCUCCAUCUUCGACAUUGAUCCCCUGGAAGACAAUAUUCAGUCUAGGAGUCUGCAUAUGCUCUCUGAAAAGGCGAGUCUCUAUAGGAGACAGAGGUCUCGAUCUCAUUCCGGCAGUACCUUUGGUACAGGUCUGGGAGAUGACAAGUCAGAAAUCUCCGAGCUUUACCCAAGCAUUUCAUGCUGCAGUGAGGUAACAAGACCGUCUGACGAAGGAGCACCUGUGCUCCCUGGGGCUUAUCAGCAGGGCCAUUCCCCAGGCUACGGGUACAUGCACCAGACAAGCAUGUCUUCCAUGAGGUCUAUGCAGCAUUCACCAAACCUGAGAACCUACCGAGCCAUGUAUGACUACAGUGCCCAGGACGAAGAUGAGGUCUCUUUCCGGGAUGGCGACUAUAUCGUCAACGUGCAGCCCAUCGACGAUGGCUGGAUGUACGGCACGGUGCAGCGGACCGGGAGGACGGGCAUGCUCCCGGCAAAUUACAUUGAAUUCGUCAAUUAAUUCUUUCUCCCUGCCCUUUGAGCUUUAUUCUAAUGUAUUCUAAACUUAAUCUUUUUAAAACCUAGAAGAUACUUUUAAGACAACUUGGCAGUUAUUUUCCAAUAAUGUACCCUUGCUUUGACAAUUAGACACAAGGUACCAGGGAAGUAGGAAUGACUUUGGAGUGAAAACAGCAGCAUUCUCAGUAAUUCCUGUAGACAACAACAUGGUGUCUGGAGGCCUGGUGCUGCUAAUUGUGUUUGUGAUUUCCUUUGAUUGGCUCCUGAACCCUUCCGGAAAAUGUAUUUUUGUAGACUUCAAUAGAGACAUUGAUUGUCCCUUAUAUGUAACGAGUAUAUGAGACUUCUUAGUUGUCCCUUUGGAAUAACCAGAAGCCAGUUCUCUUCACUCAGUGACACAGCCAGUAACUUACAAACUGUUUAGCUUUUGAGUCAUUAGGCAAUUUCCAAUUCAAGUGAAAAUUGUCUGAUAUAAUAAAUGUAAGCAGUGGCAGAAUGACAGUCUGGUUAGAGUUGCACUGACUGACUGGUGGCCUUAGGGACUGAACAGGACAUUGCCUUGUUCCUGAGGCCACUGGGGUCUGUGUAUGUCUCAUUUGUACCAAGGCCUCUCCUACUUUCCAUUUAUAUUCUCUGGACCCGAGUUUAUGCCUGGUCCCACAGAAUGUCAGGACUAAAUAAUGUCACAGCUACUCUGCAAAGGGCAAAGUUUAAUGUCAUCUGUAUUAUUUCCCUAGGAGUCUUUACCCUGUUGCAUGUCCUGUAGGUUUGGCUUCUGUUACUAACACAAACCACGUGGCUGAUAUCUACAAGCCCUGUCUGUCCUCUAGUUAGCAGCUCAUCAGAAAAACAUCUUUAAAAGUUGCUUGAGAUUUUCUUGCUGUACCGCACUCUAGAUUCGAAGGCCUGACAUCUUAGGAAAUACAUGUAUACUCUAAUAAAUAAGUGAUUUAGGUGCUUACUGAACAGCUUUCAUUAGUUUAAUGCCACUUGUGAAUUCAAAGUAAAGAAAAUUUAACAGGACCUAAUGAAAAUAUGAAAUUUGGAGUGAACUAGGAAAAAAAACAGCAAAUGAGUUUGCUUUGCACAGAGAUGAUUUGACUUCUUAUUUUGGAAAAUGAUAUUCAGAUUCAAGAAUGGAAAUGUAGCCUCUAAGAGUGAUUUCAUCAAGAAAACUUCCUUUCUACUCUCUGGUUUUUGUUUUCUAAAUUACUUUCAGAGGGUGAGAUAGGAAUGUCAUCAGAGAUUUUUCAGGGUAGUUUUCAAAAAAACGAAUGGUCGUGUUUUGAGUGACUUUGCAGGCUUGUGCUAGAUUCCCAGCCACAAGUGUAAACCAUGCUGGAUGUGCUCAGUGCCUGCAGUGAAGGUCAUCAGUAGAUUGAUGUCCAUUGGCAACUCUGUGUUUUUCUGAUUGUGCCCUUUAUUGUGACUUGCAACAGGGUAGCAUUCAUGUAGGCUCUGACUGUGUCAUUGUGAUGAAAUUGAGAACAGCAAAGUCACAAAAAUGUCUCUUAGGUAUCUACUUGGUGUAUUCAAAGAAAUUAACAAAGCAUUCUGUUACAUUUUUUAUUGAAGUGUUUACUAGCCUAAAGGCCAAAGCUGGUUCAGUUACACCUUGUAAAAGUUAGCGACAUACUUUUGAAAAUCUGCACUUUCCUUUAAUUAAGCUUAAAGAAGGAAAUAAGCUUCAUUAUACUAAAGCUGUAUCUAUCUACAUAGCACUGAUGUAAAAUUGAAAAGAGAAAAAUGCAAGCAAAUUAAUAGAGAUUUUUUGGAAAGGGUCUUUAUCAAUUACCAGAUAACCAGCUUACCUGAUUUUCUGUCACUUAAAUGACCAGUCAUGAUUAAAUUGAUUAUAGUGUGUAUCUGUCUUGAUGUCUUAUAUACAGAUCUAAUUUUGCAAAAAUCUGUACAUUAAAACCAAGGGCAACAAGCCUGCUUAAUUUUAUUAUACUAAAUAUGCCUUUAUACUUCACCCAGUCAGACCAUUUUCGGUACAUGGAUAUAAAAAGUCACUGUUGAUUAAAUUUUCAGACUAAAUGUAGGACAGGUACAAAUUUUGAUACACAGCACAUAUACAGGAAGAAAGGCAACAGACUUGAAAUAAUGCUUGUAAUCAGGAAAGGUACCAUCCAGCAGUAGCUUGUUGUUUCCUACUUUUCUCAUCCACUAAUUUUAAAAUCAGAUUCAAUGAAUGUAAAAGUCAGUACAUAUUUGGGGAAUAUGUACUGUGUCCUACAACUUUAAGCUACACAUAAUAUUUGUAUAGCAAAAAAAAAAAAUAUUUGUGUAGCAAAAUGUUUAAGCCUUUAGGAAUUAAGAUCUGAUCAGAAUUUAACUAGGGAGUAUUUAUUUUCGCUAAAGACUUAGGCAGAACAACAUAUUGCCUGCUGUUGAGGUUUACAACUGGAGAGUGUUGGAAUUGUUACUAACACUUGUCAGGAUACUAAGCAUCUCAGUAGAAUACAGGAAAUGUGUGUGUGUAUAUCAAAGUGCUACUUUUAUCACAUCAUUUAAAAAACCUACAUCCUCGAGCAGCUUUUCUACUUCCCACAUGCCUUCAAUUUGAUAAACAACACUCAUAGCUAAGAAAGAGUUUAAAAGCAAGUCCUUUAAAACUCAAGUUAAAGAAGACAGUAUAUGCUAAGCACAGAGAGUAUGCACAUGACCCCUAAAUUGGAUUUGCCCUUAAACUGGACCCAAGCACAAGGAGCUGUUGGAAACAUUUUCAAAAGUUUCUGAAAACUGAACUGUAUGUGGAUCUUAUUUCUCUUGAGAAAAGAAUAACAACAGAAUACAUUGGUUUUGUUGUUAAGUUUUUGUAGCAAAUGUUUUUUGCUAAUUCUUGUUCUCUAGAAAGCUUGCUACUUCUAACCUAUGGCCAAAUGAAUUCUGUAUGUCUUCUUGUUAUUGUUUGCACAUCCGCAGCGUAGCCUGGUUUGAAAUAUUUAUCUGGUUGUCAGCUGUCCUCGGAGGUUCAGCGUCUUCCCACGCCUCUUGACCUCCAUAGACCACACAGGAAUUUGUAAGCACAAUUUCCAUAAGUACCUUGUAUAAAUACGGAUGAGAUUAGACCAACCCCUCCUUAGCUGUGAGGUACAUUGUUUAAAGAUGAUGACAAUGGUGUGUUUUUGCCGGUUUUACCACAGUCUUUCUUUCCUGAUCCUCUCUGUGCUGAGCUUUCUAACACUCUGGGAAUUAGGAAGAAGAUAUUUCUUUUUAAAAGACAGAGUAGAAAUUUAAGAGGUGCACCUUGUUUUCAGGUUCAUUCAACUUCAGUAGAAUGUUUUUAAUGAAAAGAUAAAGAAAACGGGAGUGAUCUUUACUAACAUCCCAAUAUAUAGUAGAUAUAGUUUAUACCAAAAUUAUACUACAAAUAUAUUAUACAAAGAUAGGUGCCUUUUUGAUUACCCUUGUUUAUCUAUUAUGGUCUUGGGAAAAAACCAAGCAAGCAAGUUUCUGCCUAUUCUAUAGUAAUAUUUUAUUAUACAUGGUUGGUAUUUUUGGGGUGGUUUUGAGGGAUGUUCCUGACAGAUAUUACAGGUGAUAGCUGAUUUUAUUUUACCAUUAAAGGUUUAGAACUUUAGAAAAUGCUGACUUCUUUCAUAUGUUUCUGAAAAGUUCUUUGUGGAUUUAUAUAUAGUUGAGAUGUAUAAACAUUAAACCUUAGGUUUGGGAUUUAAAAUAUGUAUUGUAUGAUAGAAUAAUUAUGUGACAAGGCUGAAUUCACUAUGUAAGAUGAAUUUCACUUCACGAGUUAAUUUCACCUUAGCUUUUGCUUCUGAUAAUCUGACAGUGGCCAGUUGGUAGCCAUGGGUACUCUGGCAUAAGGAUAAUAAAGCUUUAGUUAAGGAAGAAGCUAUGUAAACCAACUUGUUUGCUAAAAUGUAAGUCUCUUUCUCAAGUAUUUCAUGCCUGUUAGGACCCUUUCUAGGCAACUAACUAGCAACUACUGAUGAUCAAAAAAAGCCAAGACAAAGUCAAGACAUUGCCAUCCACAAUGCUUAGACUAGUGGAACCCACAGGUGGGUCUCCUCCCUGGUUGUCCAUAUUCCUCCAUUAUAUUCAUGGAAACUUCAUGUGCUUUUUUGCGUUUGAUAUAUGGAAUCCAGUUUGCAUAAUGCCCCCCCUUGCAAUCCACUUGCUGUUCAGAAUUUAUUUUAAAGGAGAAAGAGAAAACUGCAUCACAAUUCCAUUCUUUAAUGUCCAUACAGUGAAUUGCAGAGCAUUUUAGAACCAGCACCAAGUCUGACAGGCAUGAUACGUGUGGAACUAUUGGUCUUUGACCUGUGAUAAAAAUGCCAAUUUGAACUGUUGUGGUUUGCUUUCUGUUUGCGUCAAAAUAUGUACAAUUAUGGUUGAUGGUUAACUUGUAAGAGUGUACUAAGUUGGAGAGCAUUAACAGUUUUGAAGGAAACAUUUAAUACUUUGCAAAUGAAGGGGCUUACAGGAUGAUACGAUGUUAUUAAUAUAAUUUGGCUUUUGUUAUGCAAAUUGUUAACACCAGCUAUUAAAAUCUAUUUUAGUAGAAAUGCUUUAAUUCAUGUUUUUUUCCUCUACACUGUGAAUCUUUAAGCCUUGGUGAACUAGAGAAAGGUAAUGCUGCCCAAAGGACUAACCUAUGCAAAUGAGUUCACAUUUUUGUGGAUGUCACAGUAAAUGUGUAACAAGACAUUAUUCCCCCCGCAUAAUGUACAAAGACAUUGGACAACACCUUAAGCCUAGCAUCCCGUAUGUAUAGUGUGGUUCACUCACAAACCCUUUGAGACUACCAUCCUCAGUAGUAUUAGUAUUUGUCUGAAAGCAAAUUGCUUAUCGAAAUUAUUUGAAUGAUGUCAGAAUGGGACCGAUAGAUGGACGUGUGGGGUGUAGCCUUCCCAUGGUCCGUGCAGAUGUUCUCCUGUGAUAGAACUGUGCUCUCACACGCACUCCCUUCAGGGUCUUCUAUUCUGUAUUUGUAAAACAUUAUAACGCGUUCAUUUCCUAUCUAUCUCUACACAUUUGGUUUGCUUAAAUAAAUGCAGGAUAAAACAAAA